AUGGCCACCACUGCUUCGUUUCCUCCCUUGAAAAAGACUACACUCCAACUGCACGACCAUCAACAACCCGGCCGUCGAUUGAGCAUUCGGAAAGUGUCAACAGAUAGGAGAAUGUCAAUCGCAUCAAUGAAUAGCAACGGCGAGGGUUCUCGAAAAAGGGCUUCAGUGGCUUCGCUGGGCGCUAUGACGCAGACGGGUCGACGAUUGUCGCGAAUUGGUUCCAUAUGGGGCACUGGUGGUGGGAAGGCGGUGACCGCACCUAGUCAACAAAGCAACCAACGUCCACAAAUUAAGUAUGAAAACACGUACAAGAUGAAGCCGGACUCCAACUGCAAGUUCGACAUCACCAAAGUAAGAAAGAUUAUAAAGUCCAACAUGGAAUUAAUGCUCGCCGAUACGAGAUACAACCCAGUGUCGGCAAAGGUAGCCUCCACCCAACUCAGUGAACAGAUAAAACAGAGCGUGAGAGAUCAGGGCUACGCGAGGUAUAAACUUGUCUGCCACGUGUUUAUCGGUGAACGCAAAGGCCAAGGACUAGAAGUUGCCAGCCAGUCUGUUUGGGACGCGAGCACCGACAAUUUCGCUACAGAAAGUUAUGAAAAUUCAUCUCUAUAUGCCGUGGCAUCCGUUUAUGGGAUUUAUUACGAGUAG
Molecule: messenger RNA, 651 nt
Organism: Saccoglossus kowalevskii
Lineage: Eukaryota; Metazoa; Hemichordata; Enteropneusta; Harrimaniidae
Product: dynein light chain Tctex-type protein 2B-like
Biological process (GO): microtubule-based movement
Cellular component (GO): cytoplasmic dynein complex; cytoplasm
Molecular function (GO): dynein intermediate chain binding
Source: RefSeq, a predicted model, not a curated record